Didymodactylos carnosus is the source of this 981-nucleotide messenger RNA. NCBI's taxonomy places the organism in Eukaryota, Metazoa, Rotifera, Eurotatoria, Philodinida, Philodinidae. The record is from the annotation of a GenBank genome assembly.
AUGGUCUGGCAGAACUUUGCACCUGAAAUACCUCGGUUACCAACUCUUGAAUUGAUCCUUGUUGGUAUUAUGCCACUUGUUCUCACUCUCUGUGGCACAAUUUGUAACCUGUUAUGCAUUAUUGUACUGCUGUCUAAACUGCGACGGGAGGCUUCACGUAAUAGUCACCGGGUAUCAACUAAUGUUUAUUUAAUUUGCUUAUGUUUCGCUGACACCAUAGCACUGUAUCAAUUCAAUCUAGAUAAUUCGGUCGCAAAUUUAACUGGUAAAAGUAUAAUGAGUCGUUCGUUGAUUACAUGUAAAUUACUCGAGUUUUUUGGUUAUUAUACUCUACAUUUACCAGUUGCUUAUUUAACAAUGGCAACUAUUGAUCGUACAUUCAUGUUAUGGUCACCUGCAUACAAACGAAAAAUAGCACACCCGAAACAAGCAUGGAGAAUAUGUAUCUCAAUAGCUGGUACAUUGCUGCUAACGGACUGUUUCUUACUUGCUUUGGGCUACGUAGACGCUGAUGGUACUAUUCAAUGUUUUCACUCAACAAAUGCCGCAUUAUACAAGGCCUUUCUUUUAUAUCUAACAUGGUUUCAUCUAGUAUUGAUGACUAUGGUACCAUUUGCUGUCAUGCUACUGUGCACAUUGCUAACAAUCAUUAAAUUAGUUCGCUUACCACGAGUAAAUGAAGCAUCAUAUUUGCGUAACAGACGAAUCUCAAUCAUGUUAGCGUGCAUGUGUAUUACCUACAUUUUAUUAACGUUACCAAACCGUCUCUGUUUUAGCGUAUUAACUCCACUUGUGGAAAGCUCAAUAGCAGCCAAUGUAAUAUUCUCAUUAACAGAUUCUCUAACGUAUUUAGCAAGUUCAUUAAAUUAUCUUUUUUUAUCUGUUACUGUUAAAGGAUUUUGGACAGAUUUACGGAGCUUACUUACCAUGAGAAGAUUCCAUUCACAUACAACAGAGACAACUGCUAGUACAUACUUUUAG